Messenger RNA from Aspergillus wentii DTO 134E9, 636 nucleotides. RefSeq lists its product as uncharacterized. NCBI's taxonomy places the organism in Eukaryota, Fungi, Ascomycota, Eurotiomycetes, Eurotiales, Aspergillaceae. The transcript has a single exon. The record is from RefSeq and is a predicted model, not a curated record. Bases 1 to 636 code for a protein of 211 amino acids.
AUGAACACCGUCACCCUCCGCACCUCCAACUCCCCCCACUCCUUUCCCAUCCACAAAGACCUCCUCAAAAAAUGCAAACCCAUCAACGCAGCCUUUGAAAAGUCCUUCCAAGAAGGCCAAAAAGGGGUAUAUACGUGUUCCGACACUUGCGACGGCACCCUCUCCUGCUUCAUCGAAUGGGCAUAUCAAGGGGACUACUCGAUCGAAUCCUCAGAUACAUCUACAGAAGGUCACGAUAACCCCCUCCUAACACAUAUUGAAAUCUACAUCUUCAGCGACAUCUACAACGUUCCAUCCCUCAAACAGCUUGCAUUCAACAAAUUGCAAACAUCCCUCGCAGACACCGGAAAGCCAGACGACAAACCAACACAACAAGCCAUCAUGGCCUUAAUUCAUACGGCCUUUACUCGUAUCUCACCAUACGACGAUAUCCUCGACUGGCUGGCUCAGUAUGCAGCAUACUGCGUUGAUAGACUGCAGCAGCAGCCAUCGUUUCAGGAUCUGCUUGAGGACCAUCCUGCCCUUGCGUCGCGGAUGAUGCACUGGUUGAAUCCGGCGACUGCGCCGUGGGAUAAUCGCGAGGAGAGGUGUGUGCCGCAGACUUCGUUGACAGACGGGUAUUGUUAUUAUUGGUGA